AUGACCCACAACGAGCUAUGGUUAACUUAUCACCAAGCAUCACGCUGCAACAAGCCAGCGACCACUCAGUUGGUGGAACUUGAGUUUCAGAAUGAGAAGUUAACUGACUUGGAAGAUGUGCUCGAGCAUUUAUUCCGUCAGGGAUUCGUCGAGGCCCAGCAUCGGUCGCUGUCAUAUUGGGAGAACCACAGCGGGCAGCGUCUCAACCCAAGUGAUGCCCUGGAAGAACUGCUGACAGAAGGUGCAGGCAAAUGCCCCCAGUCUGCUCUUAGGCUGGUCAUCGCCGAUUGUCCACCUCAUUUGUGGUUCAGUUAUGUUUACACUCACAAGAAUGUGACGCCCGCCGUGACGCAGCGCGUUAAAUUUUGCCAUGCCCAGGAGGCAAAGCUCGAAAUAAUAGCCCACCUCACCAACCACAUUUUCCGUAAUGAUUAUCUCCCCGCACGAUAUCGGACGGUUGUGACAUGGCAAGGUACUUGUGGAAGGAAGAUAGAAGAACACGAAAAGCUCGAUGCUCUGCUUACCGCAGGAGAGGGUCUCUCUGAAACUUCGCCCCUGCGUCUCAUUAUAGAUGCCACCCGCACGCAUGCCAAAACAUGUCAUGCAACUGGUCACUAG
Suillus plorans is the source of this 618-nucleotide messenger RNA. RefSeq lists its product as uncharacterized. The record is from RefSeq and is a predicted model, not a curated record. The transcript has 3 exons. Lineage: Eukaryota; Fungi; Basidiomycota; Agaricomycetes; Boletales; Suillaceae. The coding region runs from base 1 to 618 and encodes 205 amino acids.